GGCAGGUAUAAAAGGCAGCCCCAGUCCCUGCUCUCUCAAUCCACUUCUCUUGCCUCCUCCUGCUUGGGAACCAGACAUGUCCUGCUCCACCUCGUGCCGUCCCUGCCAGCCCUGCGGGCCCACCCCGCUGGCCAACAGCUGCAAUGAGCCCUGUGUCAGGCAGUGCCAGGACUCCACUGUGGUCAUCGAGCCUCCUGCUGUGGUGGUGACCCUGCCCGGGCCCAUCCUCAGCUCCUUCCCACAGAACACCGUGGUGGGAUCCUCCACCUCCGCUGCCGUUGGCAGCAUCCUCAGCUGUGACGGAGUGCCCAUCAACUCCGGGGGCUUUGACCUCUCCUGCAUCACCAAGCGCUACGGUGGCAGGAGGGGCCUCCCCUGCUAA
Myiozetetes cayanensis is the source of this 382-nucleotide messenger RNA. RefSeq names its product feather keratin Cos1-1/Cos1-3/Cos2-1-like. Gene Ontology annotation, molecular function: structural constituent of cytoskeleton. Gene Ontology annotation, cellular component: intermediate filament. Lineage: Eukaryota; Metazoa; Chordata; Aves; Passeriformes; Tyrannidae. The coding region runs from base 77 to 382 and encodes 101 amino acids. The transcript has 2 exons. The record is from RefSeq and is a predicted model, not a curated record.